AUGCUCCAAUUCCUCCUCGCCCUACUCUUUACCCUCACAACCACCCUCGCCAACGUCGAAAAAACCAUCUUCCUCGCCCCAACCCCGUCCCCCCUCUCCUCCUCCUCCAACAUAACCCCCGACCUCUCCGACCUAGGUCUAGACCUGCUCUCCCCCGAAAACACCAUCCUCCGAACAACGCUCAACGCCUCGUUCCCCUCCCCCGCGAGCCCCGAAGGCACAGAAUCAUGGUUUCUACUCGAGGGCCUGAAUCCGGGGCAGAGGUAUGAGGUGCGGGUUUGUUGGUUGGCGACUCAACCAACAUCAUUCAUGCUCUCAACAUACCCCCUCGACGCGAUAAUCGACGAACCAUCACUCCUCGCCUCAAUCAGCCACUUCUCCUCCGCACGCCUCGCCUCCGUCGACGGGAAUAAUCCGAAAGACAUCGUCCCGCAAGUUUCGAAUUCGCAUCACGCGCCUAGGCGCUCUCUGCGUCGUACCCAGUCGCGCGACUCUGACUCCGUGCUGUUCCUGCGCAUCCAUGCCGCCGCGGACUACUUUACAAAUGAGCAGGGGUUGAUGGAGAAUGUGCCGCCGGUUAUUGCGGAUGUCAUUUUGGAUCCCUUUUUGGGGAAUGUGUUUCCCAAGUCCCUUGUGCCGACGGCGUGUUGGGGGUUGCUUGUUGUUGUUGCGGCUAUAGGGAUUGCGAGGUGGGUAGUGAAGGAGUUUGGGAGGGUUAUUCUACAGGGUAUUGGAAAUGAGAGUGCUGCUGGCAGUACUGAGAAAAAAGGUCAGUAA
This is a messenger RNA of Aspergillus chevalieri, 777 nucleotides long. RefSeq lists its product as uncharacterized. Lineage: Eukaryota; Fungi; Ascomycota; Eurotiomycetes; Eurotiales; Aspergillaceae. Gene Ontology annotation, cellular component: mannosyltransferase complex; endoplasmic reticulum membrane. Gene Ontology annotation, molecular function: mannosyltransferase activity. Gene Ontology annotation, biological process: GPI anchor biosynthetic process. The record is from RefSeq and is a predicted model, not a curated record. Bases 1 to 777 code for a protein of 258 amino acids. The transcript is spliced from 2 exons.